GGUUAUGUUUACUAGCUUAUUUGUUUUGACAAGCGUUAGGACUUUGAUCACCACUAAUGACACUAAUUUUAUGAGGAUGAGGUAAUUGGCUUGUUCGUUUGUGGAGUUAGUGAGGGCUAUAUCAAUCUUUGUUGUUUGUUAAAAGCAACAUUAUUUUAUUUGAAAUGCAAUAGGCCUACUAAUUUGAGAAAAACUUUAAAAACUAACUCUAAAUUUGUAGUACUUUUAUUUCUACCUUUUGGUUAAUUUAAUUUAAGAUGAUUUCUUUGUUAUGUAAUGUUUUUGUAGGUAUUUUCCUUAUAGUUAAUAUUAAACAGGGAGAUUCAUUAUAUGUCUUCAAAACCAAGUACUUUGAUACUAAGUUAGAUCAUUUCAACUUUUUAUCCAAUGCUACAUUUAAGCUUCGUUAUCUUAUCAAUGAUACUUACUGGUCUCCAAAAUCGGACUCUCCAAUUUUUUUCUACACUGGCAAUGAAGGUGACAUCACAGUUUUUGCCCAAAAUACUGGGUUUAUGUGGGAAAUUGCUCCAGACUUCAAGGCUCUUAUUGUAUUUGCAGAACAUCGCUAUUAUGGAGAAUCGUUACCAUUCGGCAAUAAGUCUCGAGAACCUGAACAUCUCGGCUACUUGUCCUCGUCCCAAGCCCUUAUGGACUAUGUGGAACUCAUUGCUGAACUGAAGCAGAAUAAACAAGACAACAGACACCCGGUCAUUGUGUUUGGAGGCUCCUAUGGGGGCAUGUUGGCUGCCUGGAUGCGUAUGAAGUACCCCGGGACGGUUGCAGGGGCAAUUGCUGCAUCUGCACCAAUAUGGCAGUUUACUGACAUGACACCGUGCAACGUGUAUAACAGAGUCCUAACCUCAGCAUUUAGUCUGGCCUCCCGCAGAUGCAGUGAUAACAUCCGCAAGUCAUGGAAAGCUAUUGACAACAUCACUAAGACUGAUGAUGGGAAAUCAUGGUUGAAUAACACGUGGAGGCUCUGCAAGCCUAUCAAAACUUCACAAAAUGUGUCCACAUUGAAGGACUACCUCAACGAUAUGUAUAGCAACCUAGCCAUGGUGAACUAUCCCUACCCUGCGACUUUCCUGGCAGAUCUUCCACCCUAUCCAGUCAGGGCCUUCUGUGAAAAUUUACGGUAUGAAGACCUGGAAGGAACGAAACUCUUGACUGCAUUAUUCGCUGGUGUCAGUGUUUACUUCAACUAUACUGGAAAAGCCAAGUGUCUGGACUACUCUGGUGCUUAUCAACAGGGUCUUGAUGAUACACUGUGGCAAUACCAGGCGUGCACAGAAAUGGUGAUGCCAAUGUGUGCUGACGGCAGGUACGACAUGUUUGAGCCCUCAGAAUGGAAUCUCACAGAGUACGCACAAAAUUGUUACAAAGCGUACAAAGCCACACCUCAGCCUUGGCUUGUCAAAAACUUAUAUGGCGGCAAAAAUAUUCAUACUGCAUCGAACAUUAUAUUCAGUAAUGGCCUACUAGACCCUUGGUCCAGCGGAGGUGUUCUGCGUAACGUAUCAGCUACUGCACAAGCUAUCAUCAUGCCUGACACUGCGCACCACUUAGAUCUGCGCAGCUCAAAUCCUAACGAUCCCAUGUCUGUUAUCAUUGUACGCAGAUACUACCGCUACAUAAUCCGUUACUGGAUUUCACAGUGACUUUACCAUCACAAAUAUUAAUAAAGGGUUUCUAUUAUAAUAAA
Homalodisca vitripennis (glassy-winged sharpshooter) is the source of this 1702-nucleotide messenger RNA. Its product is annotated as lysosomal Pro-X carboxypeptidase-like. The transcript has 9 exons. Gene Ontology annotation, molecular function: serine-type exopeptidase activity; dipeptidyl-peptidase activity. Gene Ontology annotation, biological process: proteolysis. The coding region runs from base 258 to 1658 and encodes 466 amino acids. The record is from RefSeq and is a predicted model, not a curated record. Lineage: Eukaryota; Metazoa; Arthropoda; Insecta; Hemiptera; Cicadellidae.